AUGGUACGUAGCGGUGCCUCACCGCAGACGGUGCUUCCUAUGAGCAAGGGCCCCGCCAUUCCGGCUGCCGCACAGCGCUUCCUCAAGUAUGUGGAAGCGAGUCCAACGCCGUUCCAUGCGACAGCGUCGAGUGUGGCCAUGCUCGAGAACGCCGGGUUCGUCCAGCUGCACGAGCACCAGAGCUGGGACGAGAAGCUGUUCCUGGGCGGGCGCUACUAUUACCAGCGCAACCAGUCGUCGCUUGUGGCGUUUGUGGUCGGCAAAAAGUAUGCGCCGGGCCACGGUGUGCACAUGGUCGGCGCCCACACCGACUCGCCGAACCUGCGCGUGCGCCCCGUCUCGAAGAAGAGCAAGGAGGGGUACCUGCAGUGCUCGGUCGAGACGUACGGCGGCGGCCAGUGGCACACGUGGUUCGACCGGGACCUCAGCCUCGCGGGCCGCGUGAUUGUCGCGGCGAACGACGCGCCGAGCCGCUUCGUGUCGCGGCUCGUGCACAUCCGGCGCCCGCUCUUGCGUGUGCCGACGCUGGCGAUCCACCUGAACCGCUCGGUGAAUGAGGCAUUCAAGUUCAAUCAGGAGGACCAGCUGCAGCCGAUCCUUGGGCUCGCCGAGUCGCUGAAUCAGCCGGCGGCGCCAGCGAGCGACGCCGUCGGUGUGCCGGCCAUGGGCAGCAAGCACCACCCGGCGCUCCUGGCGCUCCUGGCGUCGGAGCUGGGCGUCGCGGUCGAGGCCAUCGAGGACUUUGAGCUGAGUCUCUACGACACGAACCCCCCCACGGCCGGCGGCCUGCACAACGAGUUCCUGUUCGCGCCGCGCGUUGACAACCAAAUGAGCUGCUUCUGUGCGACGGAGGCGCUCAUUGCAUCCGUCGUCGACAUCGACGCGGUCGAGCAGGCCAAGAGCAUCCGCGCGAUUGCGCUCUUCGACCACGAGGAGGUCGGCUCCGUGUCGCACCAGGGCGCUGAGAGCAGCCUGCUCUGGAGCAUGGUGCACCGCCUCGCGGGCCUCGCGGUGCCCGGCGCACCAAGCACAAGCGCGUCUGCGCCGGAGCUGUUCGAGCAGAGUCUUGCGCGCUCGUUCCUGAUUAGCUCGGACACAGCUCACGGUACGUCCACGGCGCUCACACCAGCGGUCCACCCGAACUAUGCGUCGGUGCACGAGGAGCAUCUGCGUCCGAAGAUGAACGCGGGCCCCGUGCUCAAGACGAACGCCAAGCAGCGGUACGCAUCGAACGCUGUGACGACGUUCCUGCUGCGCCGCGUCGCGAAGCGUGCGGGUGUGCCGCUCCAGGAGUUUGAGGUGCGCAACGACUGCCCGUGCGGGAGCACCAUUGGCCCGAUGCUCUCCAAGGCGGUGCGCACCGUCGACCUAGGCAACCCGCAGCUGAGCAUGCACUCGAUUCGCGAGGUGUGCGGCGCCAUCGACGUCGACUACAAGAUUCGCCUCGUACGUGCGAUGUGCUGA
Malassezia sympodialis ATCC 42132 is the source of this 1464-nucleotide messenger RNA. RefSeq lists its product as uncharacterized. The record is from RefSeq and is a predicted model, not a curated record. Gene Ontology annotation, molecular function: zinc ion binding; aminopeptidase activity. Gene Ontology annotation, cellular component: fungal-type vacuole. The coding region runs from base 1 to 1464 and encodes 487 amino acids. Gene Ontology annotation, biological process: proteolysis. The transcript is spliced from 2 exons. NCBI's taxonomy places the organism in Eukaryota, Fungi, Basidiomycota, Malasseziomycetes, Malasseziales, Malasseziaceae.